AUGGCUGAGUCGGAACCCACACCCGAGCAGCUGGCCGCGCUCGCUGCAGCCGCCGAGGAGCCCGACUGUCCGGUCAACUACAAACCUCCAGCGCCGAAGAGCUUGCAGGAGAUCCAGGAUCUUGACAAGGAUGAUGAGAGCCUGCGCAAGUACAAGGAGGCGUUACUGGGCAGCACUGCUGUGAGUGCAGAUCCAAACAAACCAAACAUCCAGGUGACGCGAAUGACUCUGCUAUGUGAGGCUGCACCAUGCCCUUUGGUACUUGAUCUGCAGGGAGAUCUGGAGAACUUUAAGAAGAAUCCAUUUGUGUUAAAAGAAGGUGUGGAGUACAGAAUAAAGAUCAAUUUCAAGGUUAACAAGGAGAUUGUAUCGGGUUUGAAGUACAUUCAGCAGUCAUUCAGGAAAGGAGUAAAGGUUGACAAGUCGGACUACAUGGUGGGCAGCUACGGGCCUAGACCCGACCAAGAGUACGAGUUCCUCACAACCGUUGAGGAGGCCCCCAAGGGCAUGCUGGCCCGCGGCACGUACAACGUCAAGUCCAAGUUCACCGACGACGACAAACACGAUCACCUGUCCUGGGAGUGGAGCCUCACCAUUAAGAAGGACUGGAAAGACUGA
This is a messenger RNA of Nerophis lumbriciformis (worm pipefish), 618 nucleotides long. The record is from RefSeq and is a predicted model, not a curated record. NCBI's taxonomy places the organism in Eukaryota, Metazoa, Chordata, Actinopteri, Syngnathiformes, Syngnathidae.